AUGUCACUCCCACGUAUCCUCCUAAUCCUUCUCGUCAAAACCAUCCGAUUCCUCGCCAAUACCCUCGCGCCCCUCAUCCUCCGCUACAUUUACCGCAGUAUCCCCCACCCCGCCACCCGCACCCUCCACAUCCGCAGUACACUUCUCCCCUCCGUCCCCAGCACCCUCACACUACAUAUCUACCAACCACGAAAUUUCCUCCUGAAACAUUCGCCCCCGCUCCCAUGCAUCCUCAAUUUCCACGGCGGGGGCUUCGUCCUCGGUAAUCCAACUGAUGAUUCCCUCUGGUGCAAUACCAUCUCCACCCUCCAAAACUGCAUCGUUAUAUCCGCAUCCUAUCGCCUCGCGCCCGAAUAUCCCUUCCCAACCGGUCCCUAUGAUGCUUGCGAUGUACUUUUAUAUGUAUUUUCGCACGCGGAGGAACUCGGUAUCGAUGUGGAAAAUAUCGUUUUAAGUGGAUUUAGCGCGGGAGGAAGUCUAUGUUUUGGGAUUGUACUGCUCUUGCAAGAAUUGAAGGAGAAAGGAGUAGUGAAGAAUCCUCUCUGGAAUAUUAAGGGAAUCAUGGCAUGGUAUCCCGGACUCGAUAGUACGAUUACUCGCGCAGAAAAAAGAAUGCGGAUGAAAUAUCCGCAUCUUUCCCUACCGUCCUGGGUCACGGCUAUUUUUGACGCGUCGUAUAAACCGGAGUAUUUAAAUAUUGAUCGUAGACAUAAAUUACUUUCAGCGGGGAUACAGGAGAGAGAAGUAUUGGAGAAGGCGCUGCCGAGGAAAAUUAGAAUCGUUACUUGUGAACAUGAUAUGUUGUGUAGAGAAGCGGAGGAUUUUGUGAAGAGGUUGGAGGGCUGGGGUUGGAGGGUGGAUUUGGAGUGUGUGAUGGGGGUUAGACAUGGGUGGGAUAAAUUUCCACGGGCGAGCCCGGAUCCGAGGUUGUUUUAUGGGAGGGCGGGUGAGUGGUUGAGGAGGGAGGUUUGGGGUGAGGUGGGAGGUGGAGAUGGAGAGGGAGAAGAGGAGGGAGUGGGAUUUGAAUGA
This is a messenger RNA of Sclerotinia sclerotiorum 1980 UF-70, 1029 nucleotides long. RefSeq lists its product as hypothetical. The transcript has a single exon. Gene Ontology annotation, molecular function: hydrolase activity. The record is from RefSeq and is a predicted model, not a curated record. Lineage: Eukaryota; Fungi; Ascomycota; Leotiomycetes; Helotiales; Sclerotiniaceae. Bases 1 to 1029 code for a protein of 342 amino acids.